AUGUCUAUAAGUAUUACUGAAAACACUGCUAUUCUUUCCAAAUACUUGGAUUUACCUCAAAAGGGUAAGGUCUUGGCUGAGUACGUCUGGAUUGAUGCUGAAGGUAACACCAGAUCCAAGUGUCGUACUCUUGCUAAGGCUCCUACCUCAGUUGACGACUUACCAGAAUGGAACUAUGAUGGUUCUUCCACCGGUCAAGCUCCAGGUUACGAUUCUGAUGUCUACUUGAGACCAGUUGCAUUUUACCCAGAUCCAUUCAGAAAGGGUGACAAUGUUAUUGUUUUAAACGAAUGUUGGAACAAUGACGGUACUCCAAACAAGUUUAAUCACAGACACGAAUGUGCCAAGUUGAUGAAGGCUCAUGCUUCAGAAGAAGUUUGGUUUGGUUUGGAACAAGAAUACACUCUUUUUGACCAAUAUGAUUACCCAUAUGGUUGGCCAAAGGGUGGUUUCCCAGCUCCUCAAGGUCCAUUCUACUGUGGUGUUGGUACUGGUAAAGUUGUUGCUAGAGAUGUUAUUGAAGCUCAUUACCGUGCUUGUCUUUAUGCCGGUAUUAACAUUUCUGGUAUUAAUGCUGAAGUUAUGCCUUCCCAAUGGGAAUUCCAAGUUGGUCCUUGUGAAGGUAUAGAGAUGGGUGAUCAAUUAUGGGUUGCUCGUUAUUUAUUACAAAGAGUUGCUGAAGAAUUUGGUGUCAAGAUUUCAUUACAUCCAAAGCCAUUGAAGGGUGAUUGGAAUGGUGCUGGUUGUCAUACUAAUGUUUCCACCAAGAACAUGAGACUCCCAGGUGGUAUGAAGGAUAUUGAAACUGCAUUAAGUAAAUUAGCCAAGAGACACAAGGAACACAUGAUGUUGUAUGGUGCUGAUAACGAACAAAGAUUAACUGGUCGUCAUGAAACUGCUUCUAUUGAAUCAUUUAGUUCUGGUGUUGCUAACCGUGGUGCUUCUGUUAGAAUCCCAAGACAAGUUGCUAAGGAAGGAUAUGGUUAUUUUGAAGAUAGAAGACCAGCUUCUAACAUUGACCCAUACUUGGUUACCGGUAUUAUGGUUGAAACCAUUUGUGGUUCCAUUCCAGAUGCUGAUAUGGCCAAGGAAUAUCUUAGAGAAACUUCUGAUUAA
Messenger RNA from Spathaspora passalidarum NRRL Y-27907, 1116 nucleotides. It is a transcript of the gene GLN1, whose product is annotated as glutamate--ammonia ligase. Lineage: Eukaryota; Fungi; Ascomycota; Pichiomycetes; Serinales; Debaryomycetaceae. The transcript has a single exon. The record is from RefSeq and is a predicted model, not a curated record. Gene Ontology annotation, molecular function: glutamine synthetase activity. Gene Ontology annotation, cellular component: cytoplasm. The coding region runs from base 1 to 1116 and encodes 371 amino acids.